Messenger RNA from Funneliformis geosporum, 231 nucleotides. NCBI's taxonomy places the organism in Eukaryota, Fungi, Glomeromycota, Glomeromycetes, Glomerales, Glomeraceae. The record is from the annotation of a GenBank genome assembly.
AUGUAUUUAUGGAUAAAUAAAUCCAAAUCUAAUUGGCAUUUUUUCUUUUUGAAAAAAUGGGAUGAAACAAAUUUUGAGGAAGAAACUGAAGGUACUGAAGAUUUAGAAAUUGAAGAUUGGGGUAAUGAUGAUGAUAAUGAAUGGGAAGAGGAUAUUGAUUUAAAGUUAGCAGAAGCUAAUUAUAAAAGGCUUUUGAAUUUAGAAUUAGUAUGGAAAAAGAUGCUUAUUUAG